Molecule: messenger RNA, 856 nt
Organism: Quercus lobata
Lineage: Eukaryota; Viridiplantae; Streptophyta; Magnoliopsida; Fagales; Fagaceae
Product: DnaJ/Hsp40 cysteine-rich domain superfamily protein
Exons: 3
Coding region: 154-657 (167 amino acids)
Source: RefSeq, a predicted model, not a curated record
CGUUGUUUUUAAUCUCUUGCCAAAACAGGCCUAAACUCCUUUCAAAGUUUUACCAUCUCCCAAUUCUGUGGAUCGUUAAAAACGAGGCUCUCUCAAUCCUUAUUAACACUCAAAACAGCGAUUCCUCCAAAGUUCACUGUUUCGAGGAUUGUAAUGGAUUCUGCUACUCUGAACACGACAUCAUUUAUACUUUCGCAUAAAUCUCCAUCCAGCUUUACAAAAUCAAAUUUCAAUAACAAUAAUAGGAUUCUGUCUGGGUUUCAUAACUGUGGAAGAAGAAGCAAGCCCAUUUCAAGAACUUGCGCCUCUGUUUCCAAAGACCAAAGGGCUAAGUCAAGUUCAGCAGGAGAUGUGCAUAGACGAAGAAGCAGCCUUGAAUCCCUGUUUUGUUAUGAUAAGGCAAUACCAGAAGAAAGAAUUGAGAAACCUAUUGGGAUAUCUUUGGCUGAAAAAGUAAUUGGAGAGAAUUCCCGAUGCACAGAUUGCAAAGCAAAAGGUGCAGUCCUUUGCACAACUUGCUCUGGUUCAGGCUUAUAUGUUGACUCGAUAUUGGAGAGCCAGGGCAUUAUUGUCAAAGUUCGCUGCUUAGGUUGUGGGGGAACUGGUAACAUCAUGUGUUCAGAAUGUGGUGGGCGAGGCCAUCUUGGACCCAAAUGAUUUGUGUGGUUUUGCUUCUGUUCCUUUUCUUCAAUUUUGUUGUAGCCUUUUCUGUUGUAAUAAUCUUUAAUUAUGCAAUUUUAUGACACAUUCUAGUUAUGUAGCCUGUGAUGUUAUUUUAUUUGGUUCAAUAGUUGUUGACAUGUGAUAAAUUUUCAUGGUUGGUGAUCUGUGAUAUAUUUACAGAAAUGUUUUAUAA